AUGGACACUGUCGACUCACAAAGCGCAGCGUCGAUACCUUUGCCUACUUCUCCGCAGCUCGACUAUGCCGACACGCCAUAUGUCUUAGCACAGGUCGACGCGUCAACGGCCCAGCCAGUGGAACAGUCGCAUGCGUCUCCUGUGGGAGGUGAUUCCAUGGUAGAUGUUGACCUUAACGCGGAUGAACAGCAGGAUUUCCGGCAUGCGGAGGAGCCACGCGAACAAGUACAUGUUACGGCAACGCCUGAAGAGCAAGUUUCUACGUCACAGCCUGCCGUAGACCAUAUCGCCGAGAUUACUCAGGAGGACACUCUGGCGGAGCAGAGUAUUCAGCCAUGUUCUGGCCGGCAGACCCCGCCCAGUAGAUCUUCGUCUGCUGCAUCUCACCGGCGCUCGCUGACCGUCUCAAGGGGCAAGACCAUCCAAGGAAGCGAAGCGGUCUGCCCCUUGAAGGAGAGUGUGCAACGCGCUCUCGAACUGGUCAAGUCCGGGCAAGGAGGAGACCGCCCUCGCGAGAUCUUCGAGCCUCUGCGCCUGGCAUGCGAGACCCGUAACGAGAAGCUCAUGGUUGCUAGUUGGACUAAUACCGACUCGCAACCAUUUCCUUCUCCUCCCCCAUCGCCCGCAGCAAAUGGCAGGAAUUCCAUUUCCACAGGUUCAAACGUUAAUCUUCCGGCCAUUUCCCUCGUCGACAUCGUUGUGCACACCAUCACUUCCUGCCAUUCCGAAACAACUCCAGACCCGGUCUCGCUUCAGAUCGUAAAAGCUCUCCUCUCCCUAGUUUUAUCCUCGACCAUCCUCGUUCAUCAAUCAUCCCUCCUCAAGGCCGUUCGGACUGUCUACAACGUAUUCCUGCUCAGUUCUGACCCCGUCAACCAGACCGUGGCGCAGGGCGGCCUCACGCAGAUGGUCAAUCAUGUGUUCAGCCGCGUGAAGCUUGAGCCAUCACUGUCUCGCAGCGAGUCUACGACGACCUUGAACUCCAAGACCGAGGCGACGCGGAUGCGACCCUCGUCCACCUGGUCGUCCAGGAAUUCGAUGCAAGGACUGCAGAGUCCACCUCCGAGCAUCAGGCCGUCUUUGGCUGGGACGGAUUACACAGGUUCUACGCUCGUGAACAGCGAUUCCCAACAACCUGGGGAACAUUCGCAGGAAGGAUCCGGCAAUGGGUCGAUGUCUGAGGACGCUCCGGAUGAUAAACCGAACGGUCAUGUAAACGGCGACACUCAAGAACACCCGUACGCCCCAGAACCGUCGGAAAUUGCUCCCAGUGAAGCUGGGCCCGACGACGAUGACGACAGCAGUAGACGACUAUCGAUCAAUGACCUGUUUAUCAAAGAUGCAUUUCUAGUAUUCCGCGCGCUGUGCAAGCUCACGAUGAAGCCACUGAACUCGGAAAGCGAGCGCGAUCUGAAGUCGCAUGGAAUGCGAUCCAAACUGCUGUCUUUGCAUCUCGUCCUGACCAUUCUCAACACGCACAUGUCCCUCUUCGUCUCACCAUCUGCCAUUAUCUACUCAAGCUCCUCUCGCGAAGCCACACCAUUCGUCCAGGCAGUCAACCAGUACCUGUGUUUGUGUCUGAGUCGCAAUGCAGUUAGUCCCGUCCCGCAAGUCUUCGAGAUCAGUGUCGAGAUUUUCUGGAGGGUGAUUUCGGGCUUGCGUACAAAGCUGAAGAAAGAGAUCGAGGUCUUACUUCACGAAAUCUUCAUACCCAUACUGGAAAUGAAGACGGCAACGCUGCGGCAGAAGGCAGUAAUCCUGAACAUGGUACACCGACUAUGCCAAGACCCGCAAGUGCUCGUCGAAAUCUAUCUGAACUACGACUGUGACAGCGAGGCGGCAGACAAUAUCUACGAGCACCUCAUGAACAUCAUCUCCAAGAUCGGAACAGCGCCCGUAUCGCACAUACAGCAGAAGGGGAACGACCCCGUCAGCCCUGCUCCGGGGUCUACACAUAAGACUCCGAGUCAAUCGGCAGUCCCUCCGUCCUUGAGCACGACAGCGCUCGCUGGACCCGGCGGCACAGAUGCUUCCUCCAUGGGCUUAUCAGAACAAUAUCUCAAGCGACUGGGAUUAGAGUGCUUAGUUGCAGUGCUGAAGUCGCUCGUAGUCUGGGGCACCGCUGUGCCCGAUGAAAUGAGGAGGGACAGCGAAACCCCUGAUUCGUCGUCCUUGGACCUCAGACCGGGACCUCCUAGCGCAGAUCCCACACGACAGCCGACUCCCGAGGCUGCGGACGACCCCAGUAAGUUCGAGAGUGCAAAGCAGAAGAAGACGACGUUGUUGGAAGGCAUCAAAAUUCAAUUCUUCCUCGAAUCGGGCUUCAUUCCAAGCAACGCGCCAAAGGACAUCGCGAAGUUCUUGCACGAGACCGAUGGGCUCAGCAAAACUAUGAUCGGCGAGUAUCUGGGCGAAGGCGACGAGGCCAAUAUCACUAUCAUGCACGCGUUCGUCGACAUGAUGGAGUUCCCCUUCCGGCUUCCGGGUGAAGCGCAGAAGAUUGACCGUUUCAUGCUCAAGUUCGCUGAGCGGUAUAUCGCUGGCAACUCCUCGACGCCGUUCGCAAAUGCAGACGCGGCAUACAUCCUGGCGUACUCUAACAACCGCGGGAUCAACGAUGAUGCAGAUCUUCCAGAGGAGUUCCUGUCAACGAUCUACGACGACAUCGUGUCGAACGAAAUCCGCAUGAAGGACGAGAUGGAAGCUACACCCAUCGUUGCAACGCCUGGUCCUGGUCUGGCUGGUGCUCUCGCAACGUCGGCGUAUAUGAUGCAGUCGAACAACAUGACGAGCAAGACAGAGGUGAUUACAGGCCUAUUCAAGACGUUGAUGCGAUCACAGCGCAAGGGGAGCAAGUCGAGCGAACAGUUCUUCAGCGCGUCACAUUUCAUUCAUGUUCGGCCUAUGUUCGAAGUCGCAUGGAUCCCCUUCUUGGCAGUAGUCGAGAUCUGCUUGGAUGGCUUCAAGAAUGCUAUCCGCAUAGUAUCGUUCUUCGACAUGGAGCUGGAGCGCAAUGCCUUCGUCACACGCUUGCGAAGUGAGAUGAAGACGAAGAACAUGGAGGCUAUCAAGACUUUGCUCGACGUUGCUGUCAACGAAGGCAACAACCUGAAGGGCUCUUGGCGUGAAGUGCUCACCUGUGUCAGUCAACUUGAGCAUAUGCAACUCAUUAGCAGUGGCGUCGAGUUGCCUGAUAACGGUCGCAAGAGUCGUUCCCGCAAACCACCUACGGAAGAGCUAGCGAACGAGAGCAGAUCUACACACAUCACCGUCGCUGCCGAUAUGGUGUUCUCACUCAGUCAUUAUCUCUCUGGAACUGCAAUCGUCGACUUCGUUCGCGCCCUGUGCGACGUCUCGUGGGAAGAGAUCCAAUCUUCGGGUCUGUCGCAGCAUCCUCGUUUGUUCAGUCUGCAGAAGCUUGUCGAGAUCGCGUACUACAACAUGAGCCGCAUUCGUCUCGAGUGGAACAAUUUGUGGGAUAUUCUCGGCGAACACUUCAAUCAGGUCUGCUGUCACAACAACCCGCAUGUCGGAUUCUUCGCGCUGGAUGCUUUACGACAACUGGCCAUGCGGUUCUUAGAGAAGGAGGAAUUGCCGCACUUCAAAUUCCAGAAGGACUUCCUCCGGCCGUUUGAACACACCAUGUCACAUAACUCGAACCCCGACAUUCGCGACAUGGUGUUGCAAUGCUUGCAACAAAUGAUUCAAGCGCGUGUGGAAAACAUGAGGUCUGGUUGGAGAACGAUGUUUGGUGUCUUCUCAGCUGCCUCGAAGGUCCCGACUGAACGCAUCGUCAACUCGGCGUUCGAGCUUGUCACCCGCUACCAGAAGAUCAGUCUUUUGGCCAUCGCCAUGCUGCGAGGAAUCAUCCCUAUCAUGCUCAAUUCGCCGGAGUGUGGUCUGACCGUAGGAGUGAAUGACACCGAUCGCAGCACGGAUGAUCCUAUGAUCAAGUUCUGGUUCCCAGUAUUGUUUGGCUUCUACGAUGUGAUCAUGAAUGGUGAGGAUUUGGAAGUGCGACGGCUUGCACUUGAUUCGCUCUUCUCUACGCUCAAAAUGUAUGGCAAGACCUUCCCGGAGCUGCUCUUCCCCAUCUUCGCCGAGGACAUGAGUGUCUGGCUCUCAACGACCAUGAUCCAGGCAUUGCGCAAUUUGAUCGACCUAUAUACGUUCUACUUCGAGACGCUGGAGCGUUUCCUUGACGGGUUGCUCGAUCUUCUGUGUGUCUGUAUUUGUCAAGAGAACGACACGCUCGCACGCAUCGGAACGAGCUGUCUGCAACAGCUACUCGAGAAUAAUCGCGUCGCUACUACCUUCCUCUUCGACGAUAAUCUGCGAAUAGAACUGGAUGGCAGCACUCCAGAUCUGUCUGAUCCCAACGAAUCAAACGGUCAGGCCAUCCUUCCCGCGCCUCUCUCGCCAAACAACAGCGGACAGCUCAAGUCCGAUAUCAUCGUGAAAUGCGUCCUGCAGCUUCUGCUCAUUGAGAUGACCAAUGAUCUAUUGAGGAAUGACGAACAUUUACUCCGUCUGAUGGGUGUUCUCGACCAUAGCUACCAGUUCGCCAGGAUGUUCAACGAGGACAAAGACCUACGGACUGGUCUCUGGAAAGUUGGGUUCAUGAAGCACUUGCCUAACCUUCUCAAGCAGGAGUCAAGUAGCGCGUCGACUCUGGUCCAUGUUCUCCUUCGUAUGUAUUACGACUCUCGCCCUGAGCACCAGGCCGCUCGUCCUCAGGUCAUGGACGACUUAUGCCGUAAGCCACACAAAUGCAUCUCCCCCGCGUUGGGUCUGGGUGUGCUGGGCGAUUACAACAAACUCCGAGUCGAUACGCAGCUCAAAAACAUAAUGGCAUGGACACCUGUCGUUGCCGAGAUUAUGCAGGGCUUUGUCCGUCUAGAUGACAAGGCAUUUGGGAGAUAUAUGCCGGCCAUAUACCCUCUGGCAACUGAUUUGCUGUCUCGAGACUUAGCAGCAGAGGUUCGGGACGGUCUCCGGGAAUACUUCCAGCGGGUAGGAUACAUUCAGGGCAUCAUGGAACGGUCAUAA
Messenger RNA from Fomitopsis serialis, 5049 nucleotides. RefSeq names its product guanine nucleotide exchange factor in Golgi transport N-terminal-domain-containing protein. Gene Ontology annotation, biological process: regulation of ARF protein signal transduction. The coding region runs from base 1 to 5049 and encodes 1682 amino acids. The record is from RefSeq and is a predicted model, not a curated record. Gene Ontology annotation, molecular function: guanyl-nucleotide exchange factor activity. Lineage: Eukaryota; Fungi; Basidiomycota; Agaricomycetes; Polyporales; Fomitopsidaceae. The transcript is spliced from 36 exons.